This is a messenger RNA of Amaranthus tricolor (Joseph's coat), 1310 nucleotides long. RefSeq names its product GDSL esterase/lipase At5g22810. The record is from RefSeq and is a predicted model, not a curated record. Gene Ontology annotation, molecular function: hydrolase activity, acting on ester bonds. The transcript has 5 exons. Lineage: Eukaryota; Viridiplantae; Streptophyta; Magnoliopsida; Caryophyllales; Amaranthaceae. The coding region runs from base 23 to 1084 and encodes 353 amino acids.
AAAUCAGGUAAAAACGGAGAAAAUGAAUUGUUCUGUUGCAUAUUAUUAUUAUUAUUUCCUUGUAAUAAUUUUAGUUAUUAGUAAAUCAGUAAAUGGACAACCAGUUGUACCAGCAUUGUUUAUAUUUGGAGAUUCAAUAGUUGAUGUGGGUAAUAACAAUAAUCUUCAUACAAUUGUCAAGUCCAAUUUCAAUCCUUAUGGUAGAGAUUUUUUAUAUCAUCAGCCUACUGGAAGAUUUUGUAAUGGCAAACUUGCUACUGACUUCACUGCUGAGACAAUAGGAUUCACUUCAUAUCAACCAGCAUAUCUCAACAAGGAAGCCACAGGGAAAAACCUAUUAAUUGGAGCCAAUUUUGCCUCUGCUUCUUCAGGCUAUCAUGAUAGUACUCCUAAGAUAUAUAACACACUUUCAUUAAGUAAGCAGCUGGAGUUCUACAUGGAAUACCAAAAAAAAUUAGAGUUAAUUGCAGGAAAAACCAAUGCAACAUCAAUAAUUACAGAGGCAGUUUAUCUGAUUAGCGCUGGAAGCAGUGAUUUCCUCCAAAAUUAUUACAUCAAUCCUCUUCUUUACAAACUUUACUCUCUUGAAGAAUUCUCUAAUGUUCUUGUCCAACAAUUUGCUGAAUUCGUUCGUAAAUUAUAUUGGCUUGGUGCAAGAAAAGUAGGAGUGACAUCUCUACCACCAUUGGGUUGCUUACCGGCUGCAAUCACUAUAUUUGGAGAAGACAGCAAUGAGUGUGUAGAACACAUAAACAAAGAUGCAAUUACGUUCAAUAAUAUGCUUAAUUAUACUGCAAAUGAGCUGCAGACUCAACUUUCUAAUCUUACUCUUGUGGUCUUUGACAUCUACCAACCACUAUAUGAUAUAGUCACUAAGCCUCAAGAUAAUGGGUUUGUAGAGGCAAGGAAGGCAUGUUGUGGAACAGGAUUGGUAGAGACAUCAUACUUGUGCAAUUCAAAGUCACCAGGAACAUGCAAUAAUGCAUCUGAGUAUGUAUUUUGGGAUGGUUUUCACCCAUCUGAAGCCACCAACAGAAUUUUGUCUGAUGAUCUCACUGCAGCUGCUAUUUCCCUCAUCUCUUAGAUUGCUACAUACUUCUACUAUAUUACUAUUUCAUAUUUGCCUGAAAUUUAUUUUUCCAUUUAAUAUUAAUUGUAGAUAAUUAAGUAUCUUGUAUUUCAUUAUGCUGCUUGCACAAGUGUAACAUUGAUGUAUUUGAUUAUUUGUUGGGAGAGGCUUGCACCAAUUUAUGGUGCAACUAUAUUGUAUUCUAAUAUUAUUUAUGCCACAUUUGGUUAUUACUCUGAAA